GAGAUCGACAUAAAAUAAUGGGGUCGUGAAUCGUAGCUACCUGAUUGAAACAAUUCGUUGCUUUUUACCUGAUAUCUCAAGAAGUCAUCAACUACAUCUGUAAAGCAGGUUACUUAGUAACUAACCAAGAUCGUCAUUUGAUGAUCUCCGUUAUCUAGGUUUUUAUUGGUAGUGAGAUUCAUAACAGCAGUGAUGCCAAGGACUAGAUCCAGUAGUCGGUCUAGGAGUCCUGUGAGCAGAGGUUGGCGACCUGGAGAUAAGUCAUAUCGUUCAUCGUCUCGUGAGGAUGUCAAAUCAAAAUAUAAAAACGAUGAAAGUAGAAGGGACAGAGAACGUGAUAGCAAUAAAUAUAGAAAAUCCAAUGAUAAUCUUCGUUUGGACACUCGUAGAGAUAAGCAUCCAAACCGGGAUAGAUACCGACAGGAAGACAUAGAUAUAACUCGCAGGAAGAAUGAUCGUUCGGGAGAUCGUCUGGGAAACAGAGAUACAGAUCACUACAGUAGCAAGACAAAACAUAGGGAUGCUGCCUUCGAUAGAAGUACAUCCAAAGAUGGAAGAGAAAUGAGAAAAACAGAGAGAGCCAAUCAGUAUGAUAGGCCAAGAAGCAAUUCCAAAACAAAAACUGAUUUGCCUGCGAGAUACAAAGGAGUCUAUAAUGAAAAGUCUUCUCCAAACACGGAGAAAAAUGAAGACAAUUUGCCUCAGCAAUACAGACACUACAAUCGAAUUGAAAAUUCAGAUGAUACAAUGACAAACUCCAAUCAUAUUAAAUAUACUAAAGAAAAAAGCACAUUAAGAGAAAAUGAAAGAACCAUAGACUGUAAACGUAAGAGUAGAUCAAAGUCUCGCUCAGAGUCAAAAUCAAACCGACAGAGAUCAGCAUCCUCAAGUACUAGAUCAAAGUCUAGAACAAAAACAAACAACAAACAAACAAAAGAACUAAAGGCUGUUAAAAGAAAGCGUUCGACCAGUAGUGAAGAACCUCUAAAGAAAGUGAAAUCUAAAAGACAGAAAACCAAAAGCAAAGACAGUGGGUCAGAGAGCGGUAGUUCCGAUUCAUCUCCUGACAGAAGGAAAAAGAAAAGGAAGAAAAACAAGAAGGAAAAGAAAAGAAAAAAUAAGAAUAGUAAGAAAAAAAAAUCUAAGAAGAAAAAAUCAAAGCAAUUGAUGAAACAGUCAGAUAAAGCAGCGACACCAGGGGCAGCAGAAUCUAAUCCGCUUCAAGUAUCUGCAAAUACUGAAAGAAAAGCAAUGGCCCCAAUGACGAAAGAAGAGUGGGAAAAACAACAGAGUGUGGUCAAAAGAGUUUUUGACCCUGCAACUGGACGAACAAGACUAGUGAAAGGAGAUGGUGAGAUUAUAGAAGAAAUCGUCAGUAAAGAAAGGCACAAAGAAAUUUGCAAGCUUGCUACCCUUGGAGAUGGACUUUCAUAUCGAGCUGCAUUUGGACUGCAUAAAUACUGAUGACCAUGUUUACAGCAUUGCAGUCAUAUCUGCCAUAGAAUCUCAUGUCAAUUGCAAUGAUCCAAGAUGGGCUCUCAUUUCAAGCAAUAGGGUCCUACUAAUUAUUCCUGGGGACUGAUCGAGGAUGGCCGGGAUGGAAUGCGUCUGUCAGAGUCAAAAUACACAGUUGUUUACUGUGUUACAUCAAUAUUUGGACACCCGGGGCUAUUAACUACCGUUAAUGACUAUAAAAGUGGGCUAUACCUCGCUAUUAAUAUGAUUUGUCUUGUGAUUCCAUCACAAUUUUUAUGCCACUGUCAGGUGAGCACCAAGAAUAAUUAAAAAAAAAAGAAGAAGAAAAUUGUUAAUCUAUGAAUAAACAUGCAUCACUUUGUUGUUUAUAUAAUAAUUGGCUUACAACCU
Molecule: messenger RNA, 1866 nt
Organism: Saccoglossus kowalevskii
Lineage: Eukaryota; Metazoa; Hemichordata; Enteropneusta; Harrimaniidae
Source: RefSeq, a predicted model, not a curated record